Molecule: messenger RNA, 4751 nt
Organism: Orycteropus afer afer
Lineage: Eukaryota; Metazoa; Chordata; Mammalia; Tubulidentata; Orycteropodidae
Gene: DISP1
Product: dispatched RND transporter family member 1
Cellular component (GO): membrane
Source: RefSeq, a predicted model, not a curated record
GCUUUGUGGAGCUGCUCCUGCCAACUUGUUGCUUUCUGUUGUGCUGUGUUAUUGCAGCCACUUAAGGUUGUUGCUGCUGCAAUCAUUUGCAGAUCCAAUUGAGCCAGAGAAGUUUCUUUUUCCAACACAAAGGGUCAAAACUUUGGAGCAUGGCUAUGUGUGAUGGAAACACUGAUUUUGUGGUUCUGAGCAAUGGCAGCAUCACAACCAGUGCUACCAACCCUAGUCCCCUCACCCCCUGUGAUGGAGACCUUACAGCCCAGCAGCUCGCACCCAAAGAAGCACCAAGAACAAAAGUGAGUCCAAAUGGAUGCCUACAAGUUAAUGGCACAGUUAAAUCAUCCUUUCUGCCUCUAGACAACCAAAGAACGCCUCAGAUGUUAUCCCAAUGCUGCCAUCCUUGUCCAUACCAUCACCCUCUGACUAGCCAUAAUAGUCACCAAGAGUGCCAUUCGGAGGCUGGCCCUGCAGCACCCUCUGCUUUGGCCUCGUGUUGCAUGCAGCCACACUCAGAGUACUCUGCAUCUCUUUGUCCAAACCAUUCACCUGUUUAUCAGACUUCGUGCUGUCUUCAGCCCCCUCCAUCCUUCUGCCUGCAUCAUCCGUGGCCUGACCAUUUUCAGCAUCAACCUGUGCAACAGCACAUAGCCAACAUAAGACCAUCCAGGCCUUUCAAGUUACCAAAAAGUUACGCAGCCCUGAUAGCUGACUGGCCCGUGGUGGUCUUGGGCAUGUGCACCGUGUUUAUCGUGGUCUGUGCCUUGGUUGGAGUAUUAGUACCAGAGCUUCCUGAUUUCUCUGAUCCAUUGCUGGGUUUUGAACCAAGAGGGACUGCAAUAGGCCAAAGACUGGUCACAUGGAAUAACAUGGUGAAAAAUACCGGAUACAAAGCAACAUUAGCAAAUUAUCCUUUCAAAUAUGCAGAUGAGCAAGCCAAAAGCCAUCGGGAUGAUAGGUGGUCAGAUGAUCAUUAUGAAAGAGAGAAAAGAGAAGUUGACUGGAACUUCCACAAAGACAGCUUUUUCUGCGACGUUCCAAGUGAUCGAUAUUCUAGAGUGGUGUUUACUUCAGCUGGAGGGGACACAUUAUGGAAUUUACCUGCAAUUAAAUCAAUGUGCAAUGUAGAUAAUUCAAGGAUCAGAUCCCACCCCCAGUUUGGCGAUCUCUGCCAGAGGACCACCGCUGCCUCCUGUUGCCCCAGCUGGACACUGGGGAACUACAUCGCCAUUCUGCACAACAGAUCAUCUUGUCAGAAAAUUGUGGAGCGGGACGUUUCUCAUACCUUGAAGCUGCUUCGGAUCUGUGCCAAACACUACCAGAAUGGCACACUGGGGCCAGACUGCUGGGACAUGGCAGCCAGGAGAAAGGAUCAGCUUAAGUGCACCGAUGUGCCUCGAAAAUGUACCAAGUACAACGCUGUAUACCAGAUCCUCCAUUACUUGGUGGACAAAGACUUCAUAACCCCAAAGACAGCUGACUUCGCCAUGCCAGCUUUAAAAUACAGCAUGCUCUUCUCUCCCACAGAAAAAGGGGAGAGCAUGAUGAACAUUUACCUGGACAACUUUGAAAACUGGAACUCUUCUGACGGUGUAACCACGAUCACGGGGAUUGAGUUUGGUAUCAAACACAGCUUGUUUCAAGAUUAUCUUCUAAUGGAUACUGUGUAUCCUGCCAUAGCCAUUGUGAUUGUCCUUUUAGUCAUGUGUGUCUACACUAAGUCCAUGUUUAUCACUCUGAUGACAAUGUUUGCAAUAAUCAGUUCCUUGAUUGUUUCCUAUUUUCUCUAUCGUGUCGUAUUUAACUUUGAGUUUUUUCCUUUUAUGAACCUCACUGCACUCAUUAUUUUGGUUGGAAUUGGAGCAGAUGAUGCUUUUGUCCUGUGUGAUGUUUGGAACUACACCAAAUUUGACAAGCCUCAUGCUGAAACUUCAGAAACUGUGAGCAUCACCUUGCAACACGCUGCCCUCUCCAUGUUUGUCACCAGUUUCACCACUGCAGCGGCCUUUUAUGCUAAUUAUGUUAGCAAUAUUACAGCAAUCAGAUGCUUUGGAGUUUAUGCAGGGACGGCUAUAUUGGUGAAUUAUGUCUUGAUGGUCACCUGGCUUCCUGCAGUUGUGGUCCUACAUGAGCGCUAUCUCCUCCAUAUAUUCAGUUGCUUCAGAAAGCCCCAGCAGCAGAUAUAUGAUACCAAGAGCUGCUGGACAGUGGCUUGCCAAAAGUGCUACAAAGUUGUUUUUACUAUUUCAGAAGCCUCUCGAAUUUUUUUUGAAAAAGUAUUACCAUGCAUUGUCAUUAAGUUUCGCUACCUUUGGCUCUUCUGGUUCUUUGCCUUAACUGUAGGCGGGGCCUACAUUGUUUGUUUUAACCCAAAGAUGAAGCUCCCCUCUUUGGAGUUAUCUGAGUUCCAGGUGUUCAGGUCGUCUCACCCUUUUGAACGUUACGAUGCUGAGUACAAAAAGCUUUUCAUGUUUGAACGUGUUCAUCAUGGAGAGGAGCUCCAUAUGCCCAUCACAGUAAUCUGGGGUGUGUCCCCUGAAGACAAUGGCAAUCCACUAAAUCCCAAAAGUAAAGGAAAGUUGACUUUAGAUAGCAGUUUUAACAUUGCUAGCCCAGCUUCCCAGCUCUGGAUUUUGAACUUCUGUCAAAAGCUGAGAAAUCAGACAUUCUUUCACCAGACUGAUGAACAAGACUUCACCAGCUGCUUCAUUGAGACAUUCAAGCAGUGGAUGGAAAACCAAGACUGUGACGAACCUGCCCUGUACCCAUGCUGCAGCCACUGGAGCUUUCCCUAUAAGCAAGAGAUUUUUGAACUGUGCAUCAAGAGAGCCAUCAUGGAGUUGGAAAGGAGCACUGGGUACCAUUUGGAUAGCAAAACCCCAGGGCCACGGUUUGACAUCAAUGAUACUAUAAGGGCAGUCGUGCUAGAAUUCCAAAGUACCUACCUCUUCACUCUAGCUUAUGAAAAAAUGCAUCAGUUUUAUAAGGAGGUGGACUCAUGGAUUUCACAUGAGCUGAGCUCUGCACCAGAAGGCCUCAGCAAUGGUUGGUUUGUCAGCAAUCUGGAGUUCUAUGAUCUUCAGGAUAGCCUCUCUGAUGGCACCCUCAUUGCCAUGGGGCUCUCAGUUGCUGUUGCAUUUAGUGUGAUGCUACUUACCACUUGGAACAUUAUAAUAAGCCUUUAUGCCAUCAUUUCAAUAGCUGGAACUAUCUUUGUUACUGUUGGUUCUCUUGUCCUGCUGGGCUGGGAGCUCAAUGUUUUGGAGUCUGUUACCAUUUCAGUUGCAGUUGGCUUGUCUGUAGACUUUGCAGUCCACUAUGGGGUUGCUUACCGCUUAGCUCCAGAUGCUGACCGUGAAGGAAAGGUGAUCUUCUCUCUGAGUCGCAUGGGCUCUGCGAUUGCCAUGGCUGCUCUGACCACCUUCGUGGCGGGGGCCAUGAUGAUGCCCUCCACGGUGCUGGCUUACACCCAGCUGGGCACCUUCAUGAUGCUGAUCAUGUGCAUCAGCUGGGCUUUUGCUACCUUCUUUUUCCAGUGUAUGUGCCGGUGCCUUGGGCCGCAGGGGACCUGUGGUCAGAUUCCGUUACCUAAAAAACUACAGUGCAGUGCCUUUUCCCAUGCCUUGUCUACAAGUCCUGAUGACAAGGGACAAAGCAAAACACACACCAUGAGUGCAUAUCAUUUAGAUCCCAGGGGCCAAAAAUCUGAACUGGAGCAUGAGUUUUAUGAAUUAGAACCUCUGGCAUCCCACAGCUGUACUGCUGCUGAGAAGACCACUUAUGAAGAGACCCACAUCUGCUCCGAAAUCUUCAACAGCCAAGCAAAGAAUUUAGGAAUGCCUGUGCACGCAGCUUACAACAGUGAGCUCAGCAAAAGCACCAAAAGUGAAACAAGCUCUGCCUUAUUCCAGCCCUCUCUUGAAAAGCACACCAUGUGCCAGUUCAUCUCUCUCAAUCGGGGAUGUAGCUGCACCAAUGCCUACAAGCAUUUGAAGUAUGGCCCACAGUCCUGCCAGCAGUUGGGUGACAGCUUGUGCCACCAGUGUGCCCCUUCUGCUGGCAGCUUUGUCCAGAUUCAGAAUGGCAUGGCACAGCUGAAGAUUACACACCAGGCCCCUGAUGGCUUCAUGCACCCCUUCCCGCACAUCCACCACUGCCCCUGUCUGCAGGGAAGAGUGAAGCCACCUGGGGUGCAGAACCCUCUGCCAAGGAAUUUUUUCCUUCACCCAGUGCAGCACAUUCAGACUCAAGAAAAAAUUGGGAAGACGAGUGUGCACAGUCUUCAGAGCAUCGAAGAGCAUCUUCCAAAGAUGGCAGAGCCGUCAUCAUUUGCCUGCAGUAGCACUGGAUCUUUAAUGAAAGUCUGUGGUGAUGCUGAGACUAGCCAAAGGGGACUCUGUAAAAAUAGAGAUACUGAGAACACAGAGGACAGCGGAGGGACUGAAAAUAAGGAUUCUUGUUUAGUGCAUCAGAGCAACAAGGCAGAAAGGAAGGUGGAGUUGAGCUUGUCACAGACUGAUGUCAUUAUGAACUCAGAGCAUCUAAAGCAGAGUGAACCAAAAUUUAUAUUUAACCAUUUCAUGGGGGAGGCUGGUUAUGUGUCCUGCCCAAACAAUCCACAAAGUUGUGACAGAAUCGUGAGAGUGAAGUGCAAUUCUGUGGAAUGUCAAAUGCCAAACAUAGAUGCCAAUGUGCCUGCUGUAUUAACACACUCGGAACUUUCUGGUGAAAGUUUGUUAAUAAAAACACUUUAA